CUUUUUUUAAAUGGAUCUACAACAUGCUUUAUUUUUAUGCCUGUCUCUUAUUACACUACCUAAAUUGAUACAUUUUUGGGUUGCAGGGCUAAUUUCUGCCCAUGCCCUGCCUGGUCAAGCAGUGGACAAUGAGGACCAAGCCGGGAAGGUUGUUGGUGGAACUAAUGCUCACCCAAAUAUGUGGAAAUGGCAGGCAUCGCUGCAGUUUGAUAACUGGAACUUGGGCUCCUUUGCCCACAUUUGCGGAGGCAGCCUUGUUAGUGCAGAUUAUGUCAUGACUGCAGCUCACUGUAUUCUAGAUUUGAACGUCAAGAAAUACCGUGUGGUUUUGGGUGAAUAUGACCUCAGUAAGCCUGAGGGCCGGGAACAAGUUUUUGCUGUUAAAACUAUUAAAGUUCAUCCUGGCUGGAAUGAAGAUCUUGCAAAUGGAAAUGAUAUCGCUUUGCUGAAGUUGGACUCUUCAGCUUUUGACAAUGGUUAUGUUGCCAUUGCUGAGCUGCCAUAUCCUGAGCAAACUUUGCCUCAUGGGUUUACUUGCUAUGUCACUGGAUGGGGGCUUCUGGCUACUGGGGGUAGUGCUCCAGACAUCCUUCAACAGGCCCCCAUUGGUGUAGUAGAGCACUCUGUGUGCUCCUCUCCUGAAUGGUGGGGCAGCUUGGCCAAACCAACCAUGGUGUGUGCUGGAGGUGAUGGCUUGACUUCUGGGUGCCAGGGUGACUCAGGUGGACCACUAACCUGCUUCAUCGAUGGCUCUUGGAAAGUGCAUGGCGUGGUCAGCUAUGGCUCUGCUGUAAACUGCAACCUGUACAGCAAACCAACAGUCUUCACUCGCGUGUCCUCUUUUAUUGAUUGGCUGUAUUCUGAACUGGUUUGAAUGCAUAUUACUCUUCAUUAAGGUUAAACCUAAUCGAGGAAUCUAUGGAAAAGUGUGCAAUUUUUUCAUGAACUUGCAUAGUCAAAAUAAAUAAAAAUAAAAAUAUCAUUA
This is a messenger RNA of Trichomycterus rosablanca, 985 nucleotides long. Its product is annotated as elastase-1-like. The coding region runs from base 11 to 874 and encodes 287 amino acids. The record is from RefSeq and is a predicted model, not a curated record. Gene Ontology annotation, molecular function: serine-type endopeptidase activity. Gene Ontology annotation, biological process: proteolysis. The transcript has 7 exons. NCBI's taxonomy places the organism in Eukaryota, Metazoa, Chordata, Actinopteri, Siluriformes, Trichomycteridae.